AUGGCAUGGCGCCGAUUUUUUGAUACAAACCGCCGUCAAAUGCCCUCAUUAUUCAAUGGCGUGGGUAUAAGUAAAAGUGGUAUUAAGGUACCCCAAGGUUUUUUCACUACUAAAAGUAGUAAUCUACUUCCAUCUCCUUCUUCUCCUUCUCCACUCAAGUCAUCUAUUGCUCCAAUUAGAGGAUCUUUGACUGCGUUGACCAAUGCCUUCAAAGCAAUGCGCAACCCAGGCGUUCUCAAACUGACUAUUACAAAGAGAUUUAACUCUCUGUGGAAUAGAUAUGGGAAUAGAGGUUGGCCAUCAUCAGCUAGACCAAAUAGACUGGACUUGGAAAGACUUAAGAUCCCAUUGAUAUUUACAGCCGUAUUACUUUUGACCAUGCCUUAUGUGGUACCAGUACUUUUCAAGUUUCCUCCACUUAGUUUUUUUACCCAUCAUCCGCCAGUACUUGUUUUCACAUUGAUGGCUAUCAAUGCUGCUGUGUUCUUGAUGUGGAAGGAUUAUCGGUUCCUGAAGUAUUUGAUGAGAUAUGGAUUAUUGAAAAGUCACAAUGUAGGUAACCCCGUCACUUUACUUACCUCCACCUUUUCUCAUCAAUCUUUCAUGCACUUGGCCUUUAACAUGAUCGUUCUUUUGAGUUUUGGUACUUCUAUGGUUAACAUGAUUGGACCAAGUUAUUUCACUCAACUUUACAUAGGUUCUGGUGUUGUGGCUUCCAUGUUUUCUCUUGUAUGGUCGGUUCUCAAAGGUGCCCAGGUGGCUUCAUUGGGUGCUUCGGGAGCAUUGUUUGGCUUGUGCUUGUUUCAAACUUACUUUUUCCCUAACCAAGGAGUAUAUUUGUUCUUUAUUCCCAUACCUAUGCCUGCGUGGGCAGUGUUCAGCGGUAUUUCUACUAUGAAUGUUGUUGGGAUGUUUGCUAGGUGGGGUGGCUAUGAUUAUGCUGCUCAUGUUGGUGGAUCAUUAUACGGUCUUAUUUAUGCUUAUUUCUUCAGUAAGAAAACUAGAGAAACAAGAAAGAGAUAUAGAAACUCGCCAGUUUGGUGGAGUUAUUAA
This is a messenger RNA of Lizanozyma spartinae, 1053 nucleotides long. Its product is annotated as rhomboid protease. The transcript has a single exon. Bases 1 to 1053 code for a protein of 350 amino acids. NCBI's taxonomy places the organism in Eukaryota, Fungi, Ascomycota, Pichiomycetes, Serinales, Debaryomycetaceae. Gene Ontology annotation, molecular function: serine-type endopeptidase activity. Gene Ontology annotation, cellular component: membrane. The record is from RefSeq and is a predicted model, not a curated record.